UCGUUGCCUACUAUGGUAUUAACCUUUCAUAUCGUGACGGUGUAAAAUUAUUUAUUUUUUAUUUGAUAUUAAUAUUUUAAAACUUUUUGAUAAAAUGUAAAUAUAUUUUGUUUAUUUAGUUCCUUUUAUUAAUUAUUCUGAUAUUAUAAACGAUAAUUAAUAUCAUGGAAAUCUGUGUUCCUGAACUAUGCAAACCACAACCGCAAUCAAUUAUCGAGGCAACGAAGAAAAUUAAGUUGAAUCACGAUGAAUGCUGUAACUGCUGCUGUUGUACAAAUCAACGUGUGUGUUAUAAAUAUGUGCAGCCAGAAAUACCGAAACCCUAUACCCCAAUUCGUCAUUUUUGGAAAUCAGGUUUACCAAUGGAUAAUAAUACUACAUAUCGACUUUCAUAUUGGGAAUGUCCAAGUGUUGGUGUGGAACCUAUUCGACCACGAGAUUGGUUAGUUACUGGUGAUGGCGAAAUAUCCGAUAAUACAACAUACAAAUCUAGUUACUUCAGUCAUCCAUGUGUAAAACCUGAUGCACCUUGUAUACCUUGUGAGAAACAAUGGCUUGGUAAAGGUCCUAUGCAGGAUGUUACAACUCAGAAACAUGAUUUUACAUGGAAGUCCAUUCCGCAAAUAGAACCUUAUAAAGCAGAACAUAAUUUAUUCUGUCCUCCUGCUCCGUUACUCGACGAUACAACAUAUAAAUUAAGUUACUUUGAAUCUGAUUGUGCUUCCAAAAUACCUCCACCAUCUUAUGCUCCCAUAAGAAAAUAUGUUAAAUCUGAUAUUCCAAUGGAAGAUUACACGACAUAUAAACUUAGUUAUUGGCCAACUGAAGCGAAGAAGGAAGAACCUUCCUGGGGCAAAAAAGAAUAUAUGCCACCAGUAGAACCACUAGAGGGUUGCACAACUUAUAAAUUAAGUUAUUGGCCACAAACAAUAGAAAAACGUUCACCAAUAAUAAUACCGGAAAACGAUAAUCUUUUAAGUGCUGGUUGUUGCACAGACGAUAAUACAACUUACCGUUUAAGUUAUUUUGGUUGUGGAGGGGAUAAACGAAAUCCUAUAAUACAACCUAAUAGUAUUGAAUUUUCAUCUUGUCCUUUGUCUUAUGAUACCACUCAUCGUAUGAGUUUCUUAGGUAAUUGGUGUUUCAAAACAGAACCUCCAAUUUUACCUUGUGAGAAACAAUGGUUAGGUCGUGGGCCCAUACAAGAUAUAACUACACAAAAACAUGAUUAUACAUGGAAAAAUAUACCAUUAGAUCCAGAUCUUCGUUACCAUGACAAUCUUGUUCCUGCAACUUCACCUAUUGAAAGUUGUACUACAUAUAGACUCUCCUAUUUCGAAAAUGAUCUUAAAUCAUUAAUACCUCCUCAAAAAUAUGCACCUGUACGUUCUUGUCGUCCAUCAGAUAUUCCAUUUGAAUCAGAUACUACUAUGCAGUUGAGUUAUCAACCUGUGGAAAGUAUAGUUCCAGUUGAAAAACCUUGGGCUGAAAAGCCUCCUUAUCAACUUCCAGUUAUUCCAAUGGAAGAUAAUACUACAUAUAACACAAGGUUUUUAAUUCUAUUCAAAUUAUUUAUAUCUUCUGAGUUCACAUCAUCACAAACAAGUCUAAAGAAAUUAAUUUUAUAUGAUAUAUACAAAAUGCUUUAGUUGAACAUUUUGAUAUU
Molecule: messenger RNA, 1666 nt
Organism: Apis dorsata (giant honeybee)
Lineage: Eukaryota; Metazoa; Arthropoda; Insecta; Hymenoptera; Apidae
Product: stabilizer of axonemal microtubules 1
Exons: 10
Coding region: 165-1649 (494 amino acids)
Biological process (GO): microtubule anchoring
Cellular component (GO): ciliary basal body; centriole; cytoskeleton
Molecular function (GO): microtubule binding
Source: RefSeq, a predicted model, not a curated record